Molecule: messenger RNA, 966 nt
Organism: Aspergillus chevalieri
Lineage: Eukaryota; Fungi; Ascomycota; Eurotiomycetes; Eurotiales; Aspergillaceae
Product: intradiol ring-cleavage dioxygenase
Exons: 2
Coding region: 1-966 (321 amino acids)
Molecular function (GO): ferric iron binding; oxidoreductase activity, acting on single donors with incorporation of molecular oxygen, incorporation of two atoms of oxygen
Source: RefSeq, a predicted model, not a curated record
AUGCAGCUUUCCACUCUCCUCACAGCAGCGACUCUCGCUUGUGCGGCGAUUGCCCACCCCGGCCCUCACGCUCGCAUCCCCCGCGCAGAGGUGGCCCGCCGCGCCGACCUAUCUUCAAGGUGCUCUGACAAGGUAGCCCGGUUCAACGAGAAGCGCUGGAAGCGGAACCUCGCCAAGCGUUCCGGCAGCGGCAACUCGACCUUCCAAAUCACCACGGAAGCGCCUCACUAUCAAACCAUCCAGAACGAAACCUGCGUGCUCGCUCCUGAAGUGACAGAGGGUCCGUACUGGUGGCCGGAGUCGCAGACCUUGCGUCAGGAUAUGACCGAGGACCAGCCUGGUGUUCCUUUGUGGUUGGACGUGGGUGUGCUCGACAUGGCAACUUGCGAGCCGCUCGAGGGCGUUUUGGUUGACUUCUGGCACUGCAAUGCCACGGGAAGCUACUCUAGCUUCACGGGAUUGUCACCGAACACGCCGUUCGAGACACUGUUGAAGCAGCUAAAUGUAUCGGACUAUGCAAUGGGCUCGACAGAUCUGCACACGGACGACACCACAUUCUUGCGUGGAAUGUGGCCGACUGACAAGAACGGCAUGAUGGAGAUGAAGACCGUCUUCCCUGGCUUCUACGUCGAACGUGCCAUCCACAUCCACGUCCAAGUCCACACCGACUGGUCUCUCCGCGGAAACGGCACUAUGGCCUACGGUGACACCAUCAGCACCGGCCAGCUCUACUUCGAUGAAGCACUCGAGCGCAAGAUCAUGGCGUUGGAACCCUACGUCUCGCACACAGAAAUCAAUCGGACUACCAACGCUGUCGACUCGGUUUUCUCGCAGGGUCUUGAUGGUGGAUACAAUCCUGUCGUGUCUGUGGAGCCUGUGGAUGGUGAGGAUGUCACUAAGGGGAUGAUUGGGUACAUUACUAUUGGCGUUGACACGACUGCGGUGGAGAGCUUUAAGAAGAGAUAA